UGAAAGGAAAAUAGCUACAGAUGAACAAAAAAUAAGCAUGAUGAAUGAACAAAUUUCAAGGACAUGUUGUCUGCUGUCUACAACAAAAGCUUGCAGUCCAGCUUUGAUCUCAUGUAGCUAUUUUACUCUUAAAAAUAAACGUUCCCAAUAGAAUCAGGUUGAUGCCACAAGAGAACGUUUGUGCAGCUCAUUUCUAGUACUUUAAAGGACACAGAAAUCCAUACACAGAACCUGCAAUGUAACAUCAAAAACGUUAUUAAUCUCCAGUGUAUCAUACAGUAGCUUUAGACAAACUCAAAAGCCCUAUACGCAGCCAAAACAUUCUUGAUAACAAGAGGCCGCGGGUCUUUGGCUGAACUGAGCUUUAUUUUUAUGAGAGUAGCCUACGUCAAUGACCUCCUGAUGCAGUUUGUCAUCCGUGUACCUCUGAAAUCCUCGAGGAUGAAGCUCAUACUACAGCUGCCUGUGAUUGAUCGCCGUUGUCACACCUCCAGAGCUCCACACCCCGACGGAUGUGUUUCAUGCAGCAAGAAAUCGCAUCAGUGGAAACAAUGGCAAUCCUCUGACUGAAAUCAAACUACAACGGGCAGCCUCUACAACACCUUGUCCUUCAACUGUUUUGGAUUGACACGGCUCUCCGCCCAACACACGGACUUCAGUUUAUAAAGAGGUAUUCUGGUCUUUUCUAAGACAAUGGAGGUGUCAGAGGAUGACAUGCGAUGUAUGAUGAAUACUUGGAAUUUACAUCCCCCUUUAUAUCUGCACUAUCCUUCACAAAGAACAACCCAGAGUAACCAUGGCAACAGCAGCAUCCUCUGAGUAAUGUUUUACAACGUCUUCAUUGUGGAGAGUGUUUCUCUUAAUGGGAGCUCACAUUGACUUUCCUGGUAACAGCUGCCAUGUUUUCCUGUAAUGGCAGCUCAUUGGAGGGGUGUGGCCUUCUUGAACCAAUGGAAACUGAGAUGCAAGAGUCUGAUACUGCCCUCAUGCCCACCACUCUCAGGGUGGCAUUGGCUGCCAUCAUGAUCUUCAUGAUCACCAUUGGUUUCCUCGGCAAUGCCAUUGUGUGUCUGAUAGUGUAUCAGAAACCAGCCAUGCGUUCAGCGAUUAAUCUACUCCUGGCCACACUGGCCUUCUCUGACAUCAUGCUGUCGUUGCUAUGCAUGCCAUUCACCGCCGUCACUCUCGCAACUACGGACUGGAGCUUCGGAGUGGGAUUCUGCCGCGUGUCCGUCAUGCUGUACUGGCUGUUUGUUCUGGAAGGUGUGUCCAUCCUUCUGAUCAUCAGCGUCGAUCGCUUCCUCAUUAUAGUUCAGCGGCAGGACAAACUGACCCCACAUCGGGCAAAAAUUCUCAUUGCCGCGUCAUGGGCUCUGUCGCUCUGCGUGUCCCUACCGUCCGUGGUCGGCUGGAGGACGGCUGGGAUUGGUGCGCAAGUGCCACAAUGCAUUCUGGGAUACAGCGAAUCGCUGGCGGACCGGGGUUACACAGUUCUGCUUGCAGUUGCGGUGUUUUUUGUGCCAUUCGGUGUGAUGUUGUAUUCCUACCUGUGUAUUCUCAACACGGUGCGACGCAACGCGCUGCGCAUCCACAAUCACACCAGCGAAGGCAGCGUCGCCAUCAACCAUGUCAGCAAGUUGGGUUUAACCGGUCUACAGCGACCCCAAGUCAAUGUGGACAUGAGUUUCAAAACCAGGGCCUUCACCACCAUCCUCAUCCUUUUCAUUGGCUUCUCUGUGUGUUGGUUGCCACAUACGGUGGUGAGCCUGCUGGCGGUGUUCAGUAGACGCUUCUACCUCAGCCCAGCGUUUUACCCGGUCAGCAUCGGGGCGCUGUGGUUGAGUUACCUAAAAGCGGUUUUCAACCCUGUGAUAUAUUGCUGGAGAAUCCGAAAGUUUCGUGAGGCCUGUCUGGAGUUUAUGCCCAAGACGUGUCAUCUGUGUCCCAAGAUUCCCGGGAGAAGUCGCAGGCGUAUAAGACCCAGCAACAUUUAUGUGUGCAGCAGUGAGACCCAGUCUUCAGUCUAGGAUUGGCGCCAAAGUAUGUUUAUUAUUGACGAGCCAAGAAUGAAAGAUGCUGUUUAGAUAUGACACACUUAAAGGUGCAAUAUGUAAUACUUUUGCAGUAAAAUAUCCAAAAACCACUAGGCCAGUGUUAUAUAUUUUGUUCACUUGAGUACUUACAAUAUCCCAAAUGUUUCCAACUAUUUUUAAAU
Molecule: messenger RNA, 2215 nt
Organism: Megalobrama amblycephala (Wuchang bream)
Lineage: Eukaryota; Metazoa; Chordata; Actinopteri; Cypriniformes; Xenocyprididae
Gene: gpr45
Product: G protein-coupled receptor 45
Exons: 3
Coding region: 900-2027 (375 amino acids)
Biological process (GO): G protein-coupled receptor signaling pathway
Cellular component (GO): membrane
Molecular function (GO): G protein-coupled receptor activity
Source: RefSeq, a predicted model, not a curated record